Molecule: messenger RNA, 312 nt
Organism: Daphnia carinata
Lineage: Eukaryota; Metazoa; Arthropoda; Branchiopoda; Diplostraca; Daphniidae
Product: histone H4
Exons: 1
Coding region: 1-312 (103 amino acids)
Biological process (GO): nucleosome assembly
Cellular component (GO): nucleosome
Molecular function (GO): protein heterodimerization activity; DNA binding; structural constituent of chromatin
Source: RefSeq, a predicted model, not a curated record
AUGACAGGCCGUGGUAAGGGAGGCAAAGGACUUGGUAAGGGAGGCGCCAAACGUCAUCGUAAAGUUUUGCGUGACAACAUUCAAGGUAUUACUAAGCCUGCCAUUCGUCGUCUUGCACGUCGUGGCGGUGUAAAACGUAUUUCGGGUCUCAUCUACGAAGAAACCCGUGGUGUCUUGAAAGUUUUCCUUGAGAAUGUCAUUCGCGAUGCGGUUACUUACACCGAACAUGCUAAACGCAAAACCGUCACAGCAAUGGAUGUGGUGUACGCUCUGAAACGUCAGGGCCGUACUCUUUACGGUUUUGGUGGUUGA